Messenger RNA from Aureococcus anophagefferens, 408 nucleotides. RefSeq lists its product as hypothetical. Gene Ontology annotation, biological process: fatty acid biosynthetic process. The transcript has a single exon. The annotation marks the transcript as partial. Gene Ontology annotation, molecular function: fatty acid synthase activity; 3-oxoacyl-[acyl-carrier-protein] synthase activity. The record is from RefSeq and is a predicted model, not a curated record. NCBI's taxonomy places the organism in Eukaryota, Pelagophyceae, Pelagomonadales, Pelagomonadaceae.
UCAUUGGAUCCCCAGCAGAGUAUGCUCCUCGACGUAGGAUACACAACAUUAAAUCAAAAGUUUUUGACAGGAUGUGCCCGUCCCGUGCGAGACGCCCUGAUGCAUGAAAAUAUUGGAGUCUUUGUUGGCGUGGAGGCGAGCGGGUUUCACAGCCACCAGGUGGGAAAGACUUCGCUGACUGGCGGCUCGCUGUCCGUAACAUCAGGACGACUGUCAUACACGCUUGGGCUCGUUGGCCCCUGCAAUUCUAUUGAUACUGCAUGCGCAUCUGCUCUGGCAGCUCUACAUCUCUGUGCUGGCUCCGUCCGGGACAAUUACGCAGACGGCAUUGGGAUAGGAACCAAGAUCCUCAGUUGGGCAGCGAAUCUUGCAAUGUCGGAAGCUAUGAUGACAUCGCCGUUGGGUUGA